Molecule: messenger RNA, 867 nt
Organism: Funneliformis mosseae
Lineage: Eukaryota; Fungi; Glomeromycota; Glomeromycetes; Glomerales; Glomeraceae
Source: the annotation of a GenBank genome assembly
AUGCUUCGCCCAUUAAGUCAACAUUCAACGCGUACGUGCCCUGUUUAUGUAACUUCUUCAUCUUUUAAUCAAAAUGCUUUAUUUUCUACUGGUCUCGGUCGCGGUUCAAUGGAUCAAAUUACCCUUGGAGGAAAAUCUAUCUCCUUAAGUCAGAGGUUAAGGAAGAAUUCAGAAGUAAAUGGUAAUACAAGGUUGGACACAAAGGUAAAAAAUGCUCGACCCGGCCAAUUUGAGGAUGCGAUUGAACAAGGGAAAAAAACAUUUCAAUCUUUAGCUGAGCCAAUACAAGAACCACUUAAACAAAUGUAUGAAGAAUAUAAAUCAUCAUCACCGCUACCACCAUUAAGACGCGAAGGAAGUGCUACCCAACGAAAACAAGAUAAUAAUCGAGGAAUGCACAAAACAUUAAUGAAUAAUUCGUCACGAACCGAUUCAAAGAUGAAUCAAAAGAGUCGAUAUAAAAGAAAAUCGGAACAUAAAUAUGAAAUGCGAUCAAGUAUACCACCACCGCGACAAACUGAUUUUGUGGUGCAAGAUAUCAAUUGGUCGGAUUUUAUUAAUUCAAGUACGAACAAAUUAAGUGUUCCAGAUACUUUGGAGAAUAGUCAAGACGAACAAGCGGCAUUACGGUUAGAAUUGGAGGGUGGGGAUUAUGAUCGUUACCUUUCAUUUCCAAAAUCUAUGCAAGGAAAAUUCAACCUUGACAAUGAUUUAUCCAAUUCUUUACAAAAAGUCAUAGGUCAGAAUCCUUCUUAUAACCUUUCAGAGAAAAAACUGUUUUAUGAAGCUUUGUUGCAAAAUUUGAAUAUAUCCGGCGAACUUCUUCAAAGUAGUCUUUGGAGAAAGUUGUUCGAUUGCCGUAAAGUA